GCUCGGGAAGCUCUUCGCGGGUAUAAAUGAACCCGGAGCGCCGCGUUAUGCAACCGCGUGAACUUCGCCUGGCGCUUUCCACGCUCGCUCACACACGCCGAGUCGGAGCGCCUGCGCGCGUGCCUGAACCCCUGUGUGUGUGUGCGCGCGCGCGCGCGCGAGCUUCGUUCCUCAGCUCCGGCGUGGACCGCGAGCCCGCGACUCCUCUCCCUGUGUCUCGCGCUCUGAGAGCCCUGCCGGUGGAGUGAGCCAUGGCCGGAGACGGCACGGACCAGCGCGCGCUGCAGUACGAGCAGACUCUGAUGUAUGGCCGCUACACUCAAGAGCUGGGUGUUUACGCGAAGGAAGAAGCGGCGCGGCUGAGGGAGGAGGCGGCUUUCAGGCGUCUGGUGACGGAGCGGAGUCGGUCGCUCGACCUGCUCGAGUACGACAAGAGCCGCUGCGCGAAGUGCAGAAGGUAUCCUUACGCCCUGGACGCUCCUCAAGAUUUUUUUUCUGUCUGUACAGUGCACUGUCAGAAGUUCCUGAUCUCUCGGGUGGGCGAGGACUGGAUCUUUCUCAUUCUGCUUGGCCUGGUCAUGGCGCUCGUCAGCUGGGUGAUGGACUUCUGCAUUGCGCUAUGCCUACAAGCCCAGAAGUGGAUGUAUGGAGGUUUGGACAGUAAUGUGGUGCUGCAGUAUCUGGCCUGGGUCACCUAUCCAGUAGUCCUCAUCAGCUUCUCAGCAGGUUUUACGCACAUAGUAGCACCGCAGGCUGCUGGUUCUGGUAUUCCAGAGAUGAAGACUAUUCUGAGAGGAGUCGUAUUAAAGGAGUAUCUCACUUUAAAAACCUUUGUGGCCAAAGUCAUUGGCCUCACCUGUGCCUUGGGAAGCGGGAUGCCUCUGGGCAAAGAGGGUCCAUUCGUUCACAUCGCGAGUUUGUGUGCUGCCCUGCUGAGUAAGUUCAUGUCGCUCUUCGGGGGAAUUUAUGAGAAUGAGUCUCGGAACAUAGAGAUGUUGGCGGCUGCGUGUGCGGUGGGUGUUGGCUGCUGCUUUGCUGCCCCCAUUGGAGGUGUUCUCUUCAGUAUAGAGGUCACUUCCACGUUCUUCGCUGUCAGGAACUACUGGAGAGGCUUUUUUGCUGCUACUUUCAGUGCCUUCAUCUUCAGAGUGCUGGCUGUGUGGAACCGAGAUGAAGAGACCAUAACUGCUCUCUUCAAGACUCGAUUCCGGCUCGAUUUUCCCUUCGACCUCCAGGAACUGCCAGCGUUUGCUGUUAUUGGGAUAGCGAGUGGUUUUGGUGGAGCCCUGUUCGUCUAUCUGAACCGACUGAUCGUCCAGUUCAUCAGGAAGCAGAAGGCCAUCAACAAGUUCCUCAUGAAGAAGCGUUUGCUGUAUCCUGCUUUGGUCACCCUACUGAUCUCCACCCUGACCUUUCCCCCAGGAUUCGGACAGUUCAUGGCAGGCCAGCUGACCCAGAAGGAGUCCCUGGUCACUCUGCUGGAUAACCGGACGUGGGCCAAGCAGGGCAUCGCUGAGGAGUUUGAGUACAUUGGCCAUGCGGCCGCCUGGAAGCACCCUCAGGCCAACGUCUUCAUUACCCUCGUCAUCUUCAUCGUCAUGAAGUUCUGGAUGUCUGCCCUUGCCACCACCAUCCCUGUGCCCUGUGGUGCCUUCAUGCCAGUUUUUGUCAUUGGUGCUGCAUUCGGCCGGUUGGUGGGAGAAAGCAUGGCGGCCUGGUUUCCUGAGGGGAUCCACUCAGACGGGGUGGUCUAUUCUAUAGUACCAGGGGGAUACGCUGUAGUAGGUGCUGCAGCGUUAUCUGGAGCGGUCACACACACGGUGUCAACGGCGGUGAUUGUGUUUGAGUUAACGGGUCAGAUCAGUCAUAUUUUACCCAUAAUGAUUGCAGUUAUUUUGGCCAAUGCUGUGGCUCAGAGUCUACAGCCGUCCAUCUACGACUCCAUCAUCCGUAUCAAGAAGCUGCCCUACCUGCCCGAGCUUGGCUGGGGACACCACGAGAAGUAUAACAUUCGUGUGGAGGAUAUCAUGGUAAGGGAUGUGAGGUACAUCACUCUUAACUGCACUUACAGAGACCUGCAUGAUGUCCUGCUAACGGAACGCCUCAAAACCCUCGCACUGGUGGAGUCCUCAGAGUCGAUGAUCUUGCUGGGCUCUAUUGAGCGUGCUCAGUUGCAGGCUCUGCUGUCCCAGCAGCUUGGUCGCCCGCGGCGACUGGAGUACCUCCGCCAGCGGGCGCAGAACGAGAGGAAGCAAGUGUCCAUCGUUAGCACACCCAGCAGCGAGGAGGGAAACCACAAGGCCAACCACGAAGUCCGCUUCCAGAUUUCUACAGAGGAGUCCACGUUCAGCCCGAGUCGCUCUGUCUCACCUAAACCUCUGAAACCUGCGCUGAAGAGACAUUCGGUGGUGGAGAGAGGCACCGAGAUACCUUCAAGUCAGGAUUCAGGCAUUGCUUUAAAGAGUUUGUUCUGUGCUCACCCAGAGGCUGCAGCAGUGGAGAGCAAUAACAUGGAGAACGCGGUGGCUCCUGAGCUCAGGAAGCCCAAGCGCGUGCGGAUAUCGGUCGUGGAUCCAGAUGUAGAGGAUGAUAUGACCAUGAGAGAGAUUGCUGAGUGGGAGGAGUUACAGCUUGACGAGCAGGUCAACUUCAACAACUGUAAGAUUGACCCCGCCCCUUUUCAGCUCGUAGAGCGCACCUCACUGCACAAGACUCACACUAUUUUCUCUCUGUUGGGACUGGACCACGCCUAUGUCACCAGCAUCGGACGCCUCAUAGGAGUCGUAUCGCUACGAGAGCUCCGCAAAGCCAUUGAGGGCUCCGUGACGGUGAAAGGGGUGAAGGUGCGCCCCCCACUGGCCAGUUUCAGGGACAGUGGCACCAGCAGCAGCGAUGCAGAAGUGACGGAGCUCCACAAACUGUGGAACCGCCACACCAACCUGACCCUGCCUCAAGACCACCAGCCCUCAGACUCUGACGAGAAGUCCCAGUAAGGAGGAGAGAAGGGAAAAAAGAGGGAAAACAGAUGAACGAAGAGGACAAAACGGACGAGAGUUGUAACCGACGGCCGAAUUUUCAUCUUUUUUUUUUUUUUUUUUUUUUUUUUUUUUUUUUUAGAGCGACAGACAAAAAAAAAGGUUUUCUGGAAUCCUCUGUAUUUGUGGGGUGCUUUUGGCCCUGCCUACUCAGACUCCACCCCCUUUCUGACCCAUUCUAUCAAGUCCCGCCCCUUCUGCACUGAUUCCUUUCUUUAUUUGAGAAGGUGAGGACCUUUUAGAGCUCUCUUUGCUGUUGGUUUUGAAAAGGGACCUACGAUUUGAACACUAAGCACUGCUUUUCUUCUGCUCUUCUCCGUCUCUUCCUCUUUGCUGCUCUUCUUCUCGAGCGUGUCUUCCUAAUGAAUGCGUCCCUCGCCAGAAAGUGCGAUUAUGUGAGUGAGUCAGAGAGAGAGAGAGAGAUGAAGAAAGAAAAUUUCAGUCCUCAGUGCUGCAGUUUUUUAAGAAAUGUAGUCAUUUUUGAAGAUUUUUGAAAUUCAGAUUUACCUUCUUUUUUUUUUCUCGUAAGCUAAGAGACGCUCGUCCUUAAAUACUGACCAGUAUCCCUUGUCACAUACACUGACCACUAAACAGGCUAGUUUCUCCGCAGCCUCUUUGGCUUUCAUGUAUAUGUAAUUUAACUCCGAACGCCAGAGAUUUUUGUACUAAUGUAUCUAACAGCGAUGCACUUUUAUUUUGUAAAAAUUAGCUUUUUUUGUUGAACUAACAGCUACAGGACGCUUUGUUGGGCAAAGUGCCAAAACUCGCAUGAAACCGACCAAACGGCAACACCACAGCUUAGUCGGAAGUGGCAGAUCAACUUACGUUUUCUAUUUAUUUGUAUUUUCUAUUUAUUUAACUGACCGCAGUUAUUAACUCGAUGCUUUCUGCAGCUUAAAAUAGGCACGAUUAAAGUCAUAGUUCGGCGGAAAGUGUAACGUACACAAUCCCAGCCUUGUCCCACAUGUGGCCAGUCAACCAAGACACGUUUGGUGCCUUUAAUUUAGGCUAAUUUAGCAAAUAAAUAACAAACCUAUCAGCAUUGACAUCAUGCAAACCACAGGCCUAAACUGUCUCACUUUAUUGGCUACGUGUGGUUUAAGGGGGAAACUUUGUGAAUAGAUUUUCUGCCAGACUAUCGCUUUAACGUCUCCAUUGGCUCAAGUGAGUUGUCUUGUAUUCUGUGUUUAUUUCUGUGUGCAACGUCCGUCUUAAGGUGUCAUGAUCUUUAAACAGUGUGUCCACCAGCAGUAUUUAAUCUCUAACUCUGCACAAAAUGUUGUAACGUUGCUCGAACAUCAGUGAAUCUGAACGUCUGAACGCGCAACCCACUUGGAACAAACUAAUUUCUAAUUCCUGCUGAAUGCCAGCUCGCGCUUUUCUGACAGAUAGUGACCAGUCCAGCCCUUACGGGCCAACCACCAAGUCCUAGUCAGCACUUGUAUGACCCAAGGUGGGUCUUAAAGCGAGAAGGUGGUGCUACUUCUGAGAUUUGGAGGUAGAAUUUAUUAACAGUAUCUACUUAAAGGAGUAGUUCAGUGAAAAAUCACAUGUGCACAGUUUCCCCCAUAACCUGAAUGUAGGCAAUUAGCCAAGACAUGUUUGGUGUCUGAAGUUUACUUCUUUAGUUUUAGCGCUGGAGCUAAAAACAAAAAGGGGCUAACGUUGCUAACAAACACUAGAUGUCAAUAGUCACCCAAAAAUUUUUCCACUGGAGCCACUUUUUUUGGAUAUGCAAGCGACAAUGCCUGGUUAAAUAUUUUAAAAGUGAAUUUAUUUGAAACCAGUUUUUACUGUUUUCCAACUUAAGUGACCGAAUUCUCGUUAGUGCAGCAUUUGAAGAAAAAUGUGUACACAAUACUUUUUGUAACCAGUUUUUUUUUCAUAAUCUGUAUAAAGGUGUAAGUUAGUAAAACAUUUUACAAAAUAUAGGAUUUUGCUAUUUUUUUUUCUAAUUAAAAAAUUAACAGUUGACACAUCUCAGUGAAGAGAAUUAGGAUUAAAAAUAAAAAAAUUACAAUUUAUCAUUAUGCUGUACCUCACAGAGCUCCAGUUGAUGUAGUAAAUUAUAUAAAUGAUGUUUAUCUCUGGAUGAUUAUGACAGGACUUUUCGGACACGGUUUAAAAUAUCUUCGUAAGACGAUGUCGAGUUAAACCAGCUAAUCGUGCUUUACAAGUUGCAGAACACUGUUGAUUGUUUUGUUAUUGAAUUACUUAUAUACCCUAAUUGAGUUAAUGUAGAGUAAUUCCAGGUAGUUGCUGUGGUGCUGUUAGGGCAUUGCUUGGUGGUUGUUAGGUGGUUCUUAAGGUGUCAAUAGACUGUUAGUGAAAUAUCCCAGGUGGUUGUUAGUGUUCUUAGGCUAUUACAUUGGGAAUCCCAGAUAGUUGCUAAGGUGUUGCUAGGCUGUUAGUGUGGUAUCCCAGGUGGUGGUUAGUGUUCUUAGGCCAUUACUUUGGGAAUCCCAGGUAGUUGCUAAGGUGUUGUUAGGCCACUGCUUUGGGUAUCCCAGAUGGUUGCUAAGGUGUUACUAGGCUGUUGCUAUGGUAUUCCAGGUGGUUGCUAAGGUGUUGCUAGGCCAUUAUGUUGGGAAUCCCAGGUGGUUGCUAAGGUGUUGUUAGGGCCAUUAUUUUGAGAAUCCCAGGUGGUAAUUAGUGUUGUUAGGCCACUGCUUUGGGUAUCCCAGAUGGUUGCUAAGGUGUUACUAGGCUGUUGCUAUGGUAUCCCAGGUGGUUGCUAAGGUGUUGCUAGCAUAUGUGGUGAGACAAGCCAUAAGAAAUAAGAGGAAUGUACAGAAACGUUUGGCUACAGAGUGUAUACUGACUGUGGUGAAAUAAGAAGUAGAAGUAGUGAUUUUCUAAGUGGAGGGUCUCUCGGUUUCAGGAUUUUUGUGCAUUCCUUCUUUCAUUCCUAUCUAUCAUGUUUGAAUGAACACUUUAUGAACCCUCUAAGUCAAAUGGAUUAAAAAAGCAAAAGCAAACUAUUGAGAUGUAGGCUCUAUGAUCUUGCAAAACUUGGCGGUGUUAGCUCGGAAGCUACAGAGGGUACAUUCUUGACAUUGUUUUGCUUGAUAUGGGCCUUUUAUGGAAUCUCAAAGACACUUCUGAUACUGUUCUACAUAGUAUGGGGAAAAACUAAGGCUCCAGGGUUAGUUUAGCUACAUUAGCCUCGUAGCUCCAGCACAAAACUUAUGAAGAAAUAUUUAGCCAAAACACAUCUUACCUCACGGUCUACAUUAGGAGUAAGGGUGUCCGUUUUUCACUAAAGUGUUCCUUUAAUAUGACUUAAGGGGGAAUUUCAUUCAUUUGUAAAAAUAUCUGCAUAAUUCAGUCACUGAGAUGUAAAGUCAUUCAGAAUGGUUUGAUGAGAAAUGCUGCAUUGUAGGAAAACUCAGAUUAUCUUUCUUUUUUCGUUCUUUAGGGACUGUGAAAUACCAUGAAUGGACUUUGGAUUAAAAUAUAUAUUUCCAUGAUUUUACAUGCACUUAAUAAUCUGAUAACUACAGAAAAUCAGAUUUUGUCAGUAAUCCGAUCAACAUGCCAUAGUAAUCAGAUAAUGGGGAAACUCUGUCUGAGUCAGAGAACAACGUAACUUAAACGUAACAUAAAAUUGAAACUUAAAAAAAUACUUUUUAAAAAAAAUUAUGAAAUAUGAACGUGCAUCGUCUAGAAGACGAAGAGUAUUUAAAUCCUUCAUUUCGUCAAACAUGUUUCAUCGUCACUGAUUUCUGGUCUGUUUUCGGACUUGCGCAGUCUGAGAAAUCCGAAAGAAAUCCGAGUAAGGUUAUACAUGCACUGAGAAAUCUGAUUACUGAGCUAAAAUCCAGCCUCUUUAUCAGAUUUCCUAGUCAGAUUCCUAGAUGGAAGUAUGGUGUUUACACGACCAUUUGAGUAAUCGGAUAACUGCAGAAUUCUGAUUAUGAUUGGAUUAUUGAGUGCAUGUAUACGCAUUCAAUGUCUCAGGCAUUGUAUUCAUGUAACUCAUGAUAAUAACUUUCUGCGAAGGAGCUUUUAUAAGCAUUAGACUCUUCAGACGUCUGGUUCCUAUCACCACUGUAAACAGGUCUUACUCUGGGUUCCUCUAGAACAGAGCAUUUCACUUCAAACCACCCUGAACACCUUAAAAACUGAAUUAUGGAAAAUUUAGAGAAAUCAGUGCAGUUUCCCUUUAAUUAGCACAUUCCAUAAGCACUCAGCCUCUCUGUCUAUCUCUCUCUCUCAACAUGGCUUGAUGUCCAGCUUGUUUCCUAUAUUGUGACCAAAAAGAAAAGUAUUUUGAGACGUAGUGAGACCUAAUGAGACAAAACGAGUCUCGGAACAAAAACAGAGACGGGCAGUUCUAACGUCAUUGUUGACGGUCGUCUUACUCGUUAUUAUGAAUGUUUGUUCUGUGCCUUUUGGUUUUCGUACCUUUUUUUUCGGUUAUUUAAUCAAUCGAGUUGAUUUGAUAUUGAUUCGGCUUUGACGAGUGUCCAUCAUCUGACCUUGACCAAUAAGCUUUAAUGGCCGGGCGUUUGCGUGUGGGUGCAGGGUGGGUCUAACGUGUUUGAUGGCGCACUGUAGAAGUAUGAUUUUAGGUUUACAGAUUUAAUAUAUAUUUCAUGUCAUUUAACUUAACAUAUAACUGUAAUGAGCGAAUUAACUUAAGAUCAAACUUUUGUUUUAGUUGCCUAUUUCUUUCUUGUUGUUUGUUCAUGUUUGUUUUCUGAUGACUCCAGUCCCUGUUGGGAGAUCUGUUCAUAUUGUAUUAGUGCUCUCCAGAAAUGUUUCUGGGACUUCGGUCCACGUUGCCAUGGCAGCAGCGUAACGUCGCCUGAAGGUUUGGUCUGUUUUCCGAAAUGGAAAUGAUGUUUAAAGGAAUAGUUUGGCGAAAAAUCUGUUUUCCUCUCAUCGCAGAUAGAGUCAAUGUUUGGCAUCCAAAUUUUACUGCUUUAGUUUAGAACUGAAGGUACCAGGAUGAUGUGGCUAACGGACACCUGAAGUCCGCGGUCACCGCAGUCUUUUCUUUAAAUAAAUGGACUAAACUUCUCUCAGCCUGUUCAAACAGCAUCCAGGUUUACUGUGAGCUAUUAAAAUGAACAACAUUUCAUCAUGUGGCUGCGGGCAGCAACACGGUCAAGUUUUGUUCACUUUUAUUCAUCAUAGUAACUCAUAUUGGACCUUAUUCACCAAAGCUGUGUAUGGUCAUAUCUGUAAAAUGGAAAUAUGCAAAUUUCAUUUGUUAGUUUCAUCUUUGGUGUAUCUGUACAAUCACAUCUGGUAAAAGUUUCACAUUUAUUUUUUUUUUACAUUUUGGUAAAUUUAAACAUUAUAAAGUUCGGCCAGUAGGGGGAGCAGUGCACUCACUGCUCGAUCUUAAACCCCAGCUACAAACUCAGACAUUGGCUUAUGAGCUGCUAAAGGCUGUCAUCUGCCAAAACAUCUGCAUGUAUUAUGACAUGCCUCAUGUAAAUGAGAUGUAAAUGAGGCGUGGGCGCUUGAUUUCACGCACUGAACCUGAUUGAUCACUUGUGCUUAAAUCUCUGCUCGUUUGAAACGUUUGCGGAACUUUCACAAGUCAGACGCAAAACACACUCUUUACACAUCUUUGAGGAAUAAGGGUCCCAAUGUUGCGUAAUGACCAAUGUCAAAGUGGGAACUGGGGUGUUUUUGGAAAAUUCCACUUCCGACUUAUAAUUCCCACUCUGGAAGUCAGAGUUCCUUUCUAAAUUGAGGUUUUGUGAUCUCACUACAACAUUCCUGCCCAUAGAACAAGAAGCAGUAGUGUGUGGGGAGCUUUUAGGUGGACAUUUGAGUCGAUGUUUUUACGUGAUAUGGAAUACAGAGGGAUACUAGGAUAACUGUAAGCUUAAGUUGAAUCCAGUUGUGCACUUUCAUGAAAUUGGUGUGGUUCAGGGGGUUUUGGCCUAAUCAUGUUUAAAAUAAAUGAGCACUAAUGAAACAGCUCCAUUCUAAGAGCUUUCUAAAAGGCCACAACUGCUAGAUCCAGUUUUCCUCAGCCUCAAACGGGAUGGGAAGUGGGAGUUUGAAAAGAGUUCCCAGUUGGCAUGAGCACAGCUCAAACCACAAGUCUUCGGGUGACUAUUUGGGUGACUAUUGACUCCUAGUGUGUAGCAACAUUCGCCUUGUAGCUCUAGUUUAAAACGAAUGAAGGAAAAUUUGGACACCAGACACGCCUUGGUUGAUCGGCUAAAUCAGGGCUAAGUGAGUUCCCAGUUGUCAUGAACGUCACCUACGUGACUAAUGCAGAGCUGGAUGUGGUUUGAGAUGUUCCGGGCGUAUAUUUACAGAUAAGAUUUGGGUGACUAUAAACUUCAAGUGUUAAACAAUGUUAGCCUCAUUAUUCCAGUUUAAAUCUAAUGAGGGAAAAUUUGGACACCAAUUUGCCUUGGUUGAUCGACUACGUCGGGGUUAGAUGAGUUCCCAGAUGUCACGUUGAUUAUUUGGGUGUCUAUUGACUUCUAGUGUUGGCAACAUAGGCCUUGUAGCUCCAGUUUAUAUCUAAAACAAGUUAUCUUGGCUGACUGACAUUCAGGUUGAGUGGAGAAAAUUGGGCAAAUGUGAUUUUUCGCCAAACCGUUUCUUUAACAGUAUCAUCUCACUUAAGUGCCUACAACAUCUCAGAUGAAUGUGAUCUCAGCGAGAGAAUAUAUACGGAAACACAGGUCCAUGCUACCCACACUCCUUACACUUUCCUCACACAUGAAGCUGCGACGUGACGUCACUCGCAGUCAAGUCAGGUAACCAUGGUAACAGCAUCUCGGCUCCUAACGAUGGGACAGGACUUUUGCGAAAGUUUCCUUCGCUGUUUUGCAUUUUUUGUGUUCCGUUUCAUUUCAUCCGCUAGUGUAAAUCACAAGUGUGUAUUUAUUAACAAUCAUCUAAAGGAAAUCGAGUAGAGCAAUAUAGGAGUUUUAUUUUUGUUAUUAAUGUCGUUGUUGUUGUUUUGUUUUUGUUUUUUUUGAUGAACGAUCUAAAGGUAAUGAAGAUGUGCAAUAACGGUUUGUGGGGUUUGUGCGUGACUAUAUUUGAAAUCUGGGACUUGACAGGAAAAGAAAAUAGAUGGCCAAAAAAGGGCAUACCAGGCCUAGCCAUGGCUUGGCUGAGUGUUAAAUGGCUCCCUGUUCCCUACAUAGUGCACUACAUAGGUGUUAAAAUACUGUCUCCUGCACCCAAACAGUGCAUAAUACGUCUAACACGGAUAUAUAUAUGCACACAUCCCGAGGGAAUUCCAGACAAUAAACAGAAAACGCACAUGUGCGCCUUGCUAUUUUUCAAAAAAGAAAGGAGUAAUAAAGCAUUGUUUUUUGUAUCAGGGAUGAAUAAAGAGAUUUUAACAUACAAA
Pygocentrus nattereri (red-bellied piranha) is the source of this 10377-nucleotide messenger RNA. Its product is annotated as chloride channel protein 2-like. Gene Ontology annotation, molecular function: voltage-gated chloride channel activity. Gene Ontology annotation, biological process: chloride transport; transmembrane transport. Bases 252 to 2993 code for a protein of 913 amino acids. The record is from RefSeq and is a predicted model, not a curated record. The transcript has 25 exons. Gene Ontology annotation, cellular component: membrane. Lineage: Eukaryota; Metazoa; Chordata; Actinopteri; Characiformes; Serrasalmidae.